UCAAUCAAUCAGUCUUCAAAAUGGCGUUAAUCAUGUCGUUCGUGUCCGUUGCUAUAUCUAUAUUGUAUACGCCGUUAUUACUUUUAAUAUUGUGCAUAAUAUUUCUCGCUUCAAUAGGAAAAUCUUUGGGUGUUCGCAGAUUGUACGUGAACAUACUGCUGAAACUAUUCGAGUAUGGCAGACAACACAUUGAAGUUGCGAAGAUCAAAAUACAAAGGACAGACAGUUCUGAUGAGGAGGACCUGCCUCCAGUGCCUGAUGAUAAACCACCUUCAGCUAUCAUCAAGGAAAAUGGGGUCAAUGGUACAAAGAUGACGGUGAUAGAACGGCAAGAGAUCCUCGGUCCUUCGCCAGAAUUGAAUUAUAAACGAAGCACGAGCCAGGAACGGGUGCAGAAUGGACCGAAAACCACACAGGGAAAUGGAGAGAGUAAUAUGGAGUUCGACCUCUCAAAUUGUCUGGACCUGGUGAAGGCUGGCAUGGAGUCCAUCAUCGAGGACCAGGUCACGUCCGUCUUCGAAGCCGAGGAGUUGAGGAGCUGGAAUUUGUUAACCAGAACUAAUAGACAAUACGAGUUCUUAACGUGGCGCCUCACAAUUAUAUGGGCGAUGGGUUUCGUAGUCCGAUAUAUGUUCCUCCUACCUCUCAGAAUAAUGAUAUUUGUCAUAGGGGUACUAGUAAUGGUUUUCACAACUUGGAUCGUCAGUUUGGUACCCUUCGUUCGUCUUCGCAACAAACUUGGAAAGAUCUCCUACAAAACCAGCAUCAGGGUGAUCAUCAGGGGCCUUUCCAUCCACGCAAGGUUCCAUGAUGAGCAGUACAGGCCAAGAGCUAAUGGUUUCUGUGUCGCGAAUCACACCAGUCCAAUAGAUGUUGGAGUUCUAAGCAUCAAAACGUGUUUCUCUUUGAUUGGUCAAAGACACAACGGUUUCCUAGGCAUUCUGCAGAGGGCGCUGGCGAGAGCAUCACCUCACAUCUGGUUCGAGAGGUCAGAGGUCAAAGACAGACAUGCUGUUGCUAAAAGAUUAAAAGAACACAUAUCAGUCCCAGACAACCCUCCGAUCCUGAUCUUCCCUGAGGGUACUUGCAUAAACAACACGUCCGUCAUGCAGUUCAAGAAGGGCAGCUUCGAGGUCGGCGGUACCAUAUACCCGGUCGCAAUCAAGUGAGUAUAACUUUAAAAUGGUUCGCCUCGAAUACAGACUAAAAUGGCCGAUGUCGUGUUUCUUACAUGAAGUAUUAAACAAA
Molecule: messenger RNA, 1248 nt
Organism: Spodoptera litura
Lineage: Eukaryota; Metazoa; Arthropoda; Insecta; Lepidoptera; Noctuidae
Source: RefSeq, a predicted model, not a curated record